This is a messenger RNA of Drepanopeziza brunnea f. sp. 'multigermtubi' MB_m1, 1599 nucleotides long. RefSeq lists its product as uncharacterized. Lineage: Eukaryota; Fungi; Ascomycota; Leotiomycetes; Helotiales; Drepanopezizaceae. Gene Ontology annotation, cellular component: mitochondrion; cytoplasm. Gene Ontology annotation, biological process: mitochondrion organization. The record is from RefSeq and is a predicted model, not a curated record.
AUGCACGAGAUCAUAACUCUCCAGCUCGGGCAGAGGAGCAACUACCUCGCUACCCAUUUCUGGAACACUCAGGAAUCGUAUUUCACAUACUCAAAAGAUGAAGAGUCUCUCGUCGACCACGACAUCCAUUUCCGACCUGGUUUGGGCGCCGAUGGGUCCGAGACAUUCACACCUCGAACCCUUAUCUACGAUCUCAAAGGAGGCUUCGGAUCUUUGAGGAAGAUUAAUGCUCUGUAUGAAAUCGAGGAGCCUGUCGUCCCGCAAGGUUUGUGGAACGGCCCUACGGUAGUCCAACGGCAGACCGCCAUUGAGCAAAGUGCUUACCAGCAAAGCCUUGACAGUGGACUCGAGCCCCCGCCGCUCACUGCAGAGUCUGUAAGAUAUUGGUCCGAUUUCAACAGGGUCUACUUCCACCCAAAAUCUAUUGUCCAGCUCAAUGAGUACGAGUUGGGUUCAGCACUCAUGCCUUUUGAGAAAUGGAGCGUCGGAGAAGAUUUGUUCAAGUCGCUUGACAAAGAGCAUGAUCUCUUGGACCGUGACCUGAGAACUUUCGCCGAAGAAGCUGAUCACAUGCAAGGUAUUCAAAUGAUUUCUGGGAUCGAUGAUGCUUGGGGUGGCUUUGCUGCAAGAUAUAUGGAUCGAAUUCGUGACGAAUAUGGAAAAACUACGGUUCAGUUCUGGGCAUUGGAAGAUGGUUCAAAGUCACAACCCAGGGAGAAAAAAUAUAUCAAGCUGUCGAAUACAGCUAGGUCCAUCUCAGAGAUUGCACCGCAGGCCUCUCUCUUCGUUCCUCUGACAGUCCCAUCACCGAGGCUUCCUGGCUAUGUCACGAUCGAUACGAAGUCUCAAUGGCAUAUCGGCGGUCUACUCUCAACAGCUUUCGAAACGAUGACCUUGCCAUCAAGACUAAGGAUCCACAAUAACUGCCGUGCCUCGAUGGACCAGCUCGUUAACGUUUUGAAUGUCAAUGGUAACCAAAACAUUGCAAAAGUUCAGAUGAGUAUCGAUCAGAGGGCGUCUCCCAACAGGCAGCAACAGGUAGCCGGACCAGACCUCCGUGCAAAAAGCAGAGAUCUCAGACUGCCAUCUCAGGAGAGACGUGUCGAAGAAGAGCCUUCCUCUAAAGGAGACAAAGAAUUAAAUACAUUUGAUAUAGACUUCUUCCCCGAAACAGCUGAACAAAGUCGGAACCGCCGAGCAGUUAAAGAGCCUCAUAUUUUCGGCCAGGCCGAGAUAUACAGAUCCAAUGAUCAACAGGAGUGUGAGAUUGAAGACACUGAGGAAGAAGCAGGCCAUGAGCGAGCGCGACGCCGAGCAGCUGGUCUUCCCAUCAUUGAAAGAACAGUAAUAUCCCUGUCGUUCCCCCUGCUUGACAGCUUUCCCCACAUCUAUGCCCAUCCCAGUACGACAUCUUCGUUGGGAGUCAGUACAUCUCUCUCUACCGACACGACAGUUGCCUUGAGGAUAAAGAAUCUCCAGUUCGUUGUCGGUAGAGCCGUUGGUUUUGACGAGCGUGAGGCACUUAGCAAUUCUCUGGGCGAGAUAGCUGAAGGGUAUGAGGAAGGCUGGGACAGCGGUUCAGACUCGGACGAUGAUUGA